AUGCCUCUUAGCCAGAAAUUGGAUGAGCCGCUUGUUACAAUUGAGAUUGCUGAUUCCAGCACAAUGCAGCAGGCAGUUGAUCCACUCGCCACUACAAGUACUCCAGCGGUGGAGCCCGUAAAUGGAGCGCCAUCGGAAGAGUCUCCGCGUCGCCAGGGACGAGUUACUAAUCAACUUCAGUUCCUUCAGAAAAAUGUCAUUAAGGCCGUGUGGAAACAUAAAUUCGCAUGGCCUUUCCAUCAACCUGUAGAUGCUAAGAAAUUGAACCUCCCAGACUACCAUAAGAUUAUUAAGAAGCCUAUGGAUUUGGGAACUGUUAAAAAGAGAUUGGAAUCAAAUUAUUACUACUCGGCUCAAGAAUGUAUUCAAGAUUUCAAUACUAUGUUCACAAAUUGCUAUAUCUACAACAAACCUGGGGAGGAUGUGGUUGUUAUGGCGCAAACGUUAGAAAAAUUGUUCCUUAAUCGGAUAGCACAAAUGGACAAGGAGGAGAAAGAGAUUGAAGUGCCAUCGAACAGCGCAAAGAGCGUGAAGAAGCGUUCCAGCUCGAGUGUGGCGCCGAUUGUCCCAGGCGCGCGUUCCACGCCGGUCAAGGCAGUGCCGUCGACGCCUCUUCCGGCCUUCGUGGGUUCAACCAACACCACCACCACACCUACACUAGCCGCACCCCCUACGCCGCCCGCUACGCACGCUGGAUUGCCGCAACAGAUGGCGACGCAACCCUCUAACUUUCACGUGAGCCAAGCGGCCGCCCCACCUGUCCAAACCAUGCCUGCGGUCACCUUGUCGCAGACGCAACCAGCAAAGGUCAAAAAGGGUGUUAAGAGAAAAGCGGAUACAACAACGCCCAUGGGAAGUUCCUUUGAAGGUGGUUACACAACGCCCACUAUCGACCAACAAGGUGGACCUAAGCCAGCCAAAAUCUCCACAAGAAGGGAAAGUGGGAGACAGAAAAAGGCUGGUAGAGUCGCCGAUGACGGGUUCAAAAUGGGCGGAGUGUCGCCGGGAGUUGGCGGCGCCGGCGCGUCUCAUCACGCCGGGACGCCGCAACUUGCCAAGAACAAGGAGAAACUAUCCGACGCGCUCAAGAGCUGCAAUGAAAUACUAAAAGAAUUAUUCUCUAAGAAACACUCAGGCUAUGCCUGGCCGUUCUAUAAACCUGUGGAUGCCGUUCUACUUGGUCUACACGACUACUUUGACAUAAUCAAGAAGCCUAUGGACCUUGGAACGGUGAAACAGAAAAUGGACAACAGAGCGUACAAAACGGCAGCGGAAUUCGCGACGGACGUCCGUUUAAUAUUUACCAACUGUUACAAAUAUAACCCACCCGAUCACGACGUGGUCGCUAUGGCGCGAAAACUGCAGGAUGUUUUUGAAAUGAGAUACGCGAAAAUACCAGAUGAGCCGAUUCAUGCGGGAGUACCUCACAUAGACAAAGGAAGUUCGGGCUCCAGUUCGGAGUCCGGUUCCGAAUCUGAUUCUGAAUCUGAUGAUUCAGAAGAAGAAAGAAAUAAUAAAGUCAAAGUAUUGGAGAAGGAAUUACUCGCUCUCCAAGAGAAGAUGAAGAAACUCGUCGAAGAAUCAAACACUAAGAAAAAGGCGAAAAAGAAAGUAAAAGACAAACCGAAGAAGCCAAUAACCAAUAGUGUCGUGCCGAAGCCCACCCCCGUACCCGCCUAUACUAAAGUUAAUAAUAUAGCAGAAAAUUUGGUGAAUGUUGCAGCGUCGGCCGUGCGCGGCAAGACGGGCAGCAAGCGGGGCGGCGGCGCCGGCAAGGGCAGCUCGCGGGGCGCGCCACCCGCCAAGAAGAAGAGCUCCACGCCCACCGCGGCGCCGCACGUCCCGCCGCCCGACUCCGACGACGAGGAUCUCGCUAAGCCCAUGUCCUACGACGAGAAGAGGCAGCUCUCGCUCGAUAUUAACAAGCUCCCGGGUGACAAACUGGGUAAAGUGGUACAUAUAAUACAAAGUCGAGAGCCUUCGUUGCGGGAUUCGAAUCCUGACGAGAUAGAAAUAGACUUCGAGACUCUCAAACCGUCCACACUCAGGGAACUCGAGAGCUAUGUCGCUUCGUGUCUUCGGAAAAAAACACAUCGAAAGGUUUCCGGUAAAUCUAAAGAUGAACAAAUAGCUGAGAAGAAACAGGAAUUGGAGAAGAGACUGCAUGACGUCACUGGGCAAUUAGGAUCACAUAAGAAACAACAACCUAAAAAAGAUGGCAAGGAGGGCCUGGGUGGAGGCAUCUCCUCUUCAUCAAGUUCAUCAGACUCCUCCAAUUCUUCGUCCAGCACCGACACUUCAUCCUCGGACAGCAGCGACAGCGAAGCAGGUGCAAAUAUUGGAAAACAGGCAAAGAAGAAAGUAAAAAAGCAACCACACCCGCUGCCAUCAUCACAACCUAAACCGAUAAUCGCGCCCGUCAUAGCACCUGUGGUAUCAGCUCCACCGGUUGCCACAGAACAGCCGUCCGCGCCACCCGCCCCAGUGAAAGAGGAACAGGCCCCUACCCCAGCACCUGAAAUUAACCCUCCCGUAGCUUCUGCACCCCUCACUACCCCUGUCCAACCAAUAAUUAACCCUCCCAUUAGUAAUUUACCCGACUCUUGUAACGUCCCUAUCGUUCGCGAACCCGAUAUUAAACCCCUGAAAAUGGAACCUCGCAACGGCCUCGAUAAAGUUGACACGUCACACUAUAUCGAUCCAAUAGAACGGUCCUUGGCAAGUCUCGAAAGAAGCCUGCAAGCAGAGGUUCCCUUGGACGAUAGCGUUAGCGCCUCGGAGUCGUCCAUGCGUCUGGAUGACUUUAUGAACAACAAACCUUCCAUGAUGUCUGACACGUCGCAUCACAACUUAAUGGCUCAACUUGGCGGACUGACAGAUAUGACUCACGUUUCGGAGCCUAUGAAAAAUGAAAUGCAUCUUCCUCCACCGCACAACGGAUAUGUAGAUAAGAAUAUGCACGAAAGAGAGAUGCCGAGGCCCGAUGUAAACGCCACCUUGGCCGGAAUCACGACGGCGCCGAAUGUCUCGUCAAUUUUCGAUCCAAUUUAUUCGGCUCCACACAGCCAUCCGGUUACGGCUCAAGCCCAAAUGAAUGUUAUGCCUAGCGCGCCUAAUAACAUGGUCCCACCGGUUAUUAAGAAAGAAGACGUAAAACCCUUGCUCACUCCCAAGCCCAUUGAGGAUCUCAUGAGGGUACCCAGCGUAGUUACAAACAAUAUGACGGAAAGAGGGGCAGCGCUCGCGCAAAUGUUUAAGACGAAACAAGAGCAGAAUUUGAGAAAUGCCUCGUCGUGGUCGUCCUUAGCGCAAGCGGGAAGCCCUCAGAGUGUUCCUACAACAAUUGGAACAAAUAAUCAAGUAAAACCUAAACCUGUUAUGGACAGUUUUCAAGCUUUCAAGAAACAAGCUCGUGAAAAGAUUGAUCGACAAAGAGCACUUAUAGAACAACAGGAGUUAAGAAAGAAAGAACAGGCGGAACGAGAAAGGCAAAGGCAAGAAACAGAAAGACGACAUCCAGAGGAUGAUAAAACGAGAUUUCAACCGAAGACAAUUAAUGGAGCCUUCACAAGGGGAAUACAAGCCGGUCGAAAGCCCGAAGGUAGCGAGGUUUCGUCGCCCAGCGUGUCUCCCGUAGCGCGUGGUUCACCUCCAGCCGCAGCCGCGGCCGUCGCUAGUGCGGCGCCGGACAAGCCACCUGCUUCCGAGCGAGACCGCCUGCGCCAGAGGGAACAGGAGAGACGGAGGCGGGAAGCUAUGGCCGGUCAAAUAGACAUGAACAUGCAGAGUGACUUGAUGGCUGCUUUCGAAGAGUCCUUGUAA
Messenger RNA from Pieris macdunnoughi, 3822 nucleotides. NCBI's taxonomy places the organism in Eukaryota, Metazoa, Arthropoda, Insecta, Lepidoptera, Pieridae. The record is from the annotation of a GenBank genome assembly.